CGCCACAGACGUUAUAUCUGGCGUCGCGACGCCCUCGAGCCUCAGCCACUCCUCAGCCGUCCGUCGAUUCACAACUCACCCUCACGAGAAAUUAAAGCAGCAGCAAAAUGUGUGAUGACGAAGUAGCAGCCUUGGUCGUAGACAAUGGCUCCGGCAUGUGCAAAGCCGGCUUCGCCGGAGACGACGCUCCCCGCGCCGUCUUCCCCUCGAUAGUCGGUCGACCCCGCCAUCAGGGCGUGAUGGUCGGUAUGGGUCAGAAAGACAGCUACGUGGGUGAUGAAGCCCAGAGCAAAAGAGGUAUUCUGACAUUGAAAUACCCGAUCGAGCACGGUAUCAUCACCAACUGGGAUGACAUGGAGAAGAUCUGGCAUCACACCUUCUACAACGAAUUGCGUGUCGCUCCGGAAGAACACCCUGUCCUCCUCACUGAAGCACCCCUCAACCCAAAAGCUAACCGAGAGAAGAUGACGCAGAUUAUGUUCGAAACCUUCAACAGUCCAGCCAUGUACGUCGCCAUUCAGGCCGUUCUUUCCCUGUACGCUUCCGGUCGUACCACCGGCAUUGUCCUGGACUCCGGCGAUGGUGUUUCCCACACUGUACCCAUCUACGAAGGUUACGCCCUCCCUCAUGCCAUCCUCCGUCUGGACUUGGCUGGUCGCGACCUUACCGAUUACCUCAUGAAGAUCCUCACCGAGAGAGGCUACAGCUUCACCACCACGGCUGAGCGAGAAAUCGUUCGCGAUAUCAAGGAAAAACUCUGUUAUGUCGCUCUGGAUUUCGAACAAGAAAUGGCCACCGCUGCCGCCAGUACCUCCCUCGAGAAGAGCUACGAAUUGCCCGAUGGUCAGGUCAUCACCAUUGGUAACGAGAGGUUCCGCACACCAGAGGCUCUCUUCCAGCCAUCCUUCCUGGGUAUGGAAUCUUGCGGUAUUCACGAGACCGUCUACAAUUCCAUCAUGAAGUGCGACGUCGAUAUCCGUAAGGAUCUCUACGCCAAUAACGUUCUCUCCGGUGGUACCACCAUGUAUCCCGGUAUCGCCGAUCGUAUGCAGAAGGAAAUCACCGCUCUCGCGCCCUCGACCAUCAAGAUCAAGAUCAUCGCUCCUCCCGAGAGGAAGUACUCCGUAUGGAUCGGUGGUUCUAUUUUGGCUUCUCUAUCUACCUUCCAACAGAUGUGGAUUUCUAAACAAGAAUAUGAUGAAUCUGGCCCUGGCAUUGUCCAUCGCAAAUGCUUCUAAAAACAUUAUUACACGAUUGAUGCAAUACAGCAUAAUUUUCGAAAAAACAUGUUUAUAUCUCGGGGAGAACACACGAAUAGU
Molecule: messenger RNA, 1319 nt
Organism: Cyphomyrmex costatus
Lineage: Eukaryota; Metazoa; Arthropoda; Insecta; Hymenoptera; Formicidae
Product: actin-5, muscle-specific
Exons: 2
Coding region: 108-1238 (376 amino acids)
Source: RefSeq, a predicted model, not a curated record